CUCUUCAAUUAGACAAAAGAACAUAAUCUAAAAAACAAUUUUAAAACUCUUGCCGCAUCUCAAAUUUCGUACUAAAGUAGAUAAUUUCAUCCAAACCCAACCUUAAUGAUGGACAAAAUACUAAUUAAGCUAGAAGCUAAGUGCUAACCUUUCUUUCAAUCAUACACUUAUUUCCAUUGUUUCUUGAUGAUCAUUAUAUCGAUCUCCAAUUCAAAGUUAACUAUAUUUGAUAUAUUAUGUUUGGCCAACAAUAUUUCAUUGCUUUUUUAUAUAUAUUUAUGAAAAAGACUAUGUUUAUGUUUGUAGAAGCAUGAGGCAUGAUGACAGUCAAGUAUGAAGUGAGAGCUAGUUCUAUUGGUGAAGAGGAGUGUCGUUCUUGCUGAGAUCAGAAGCUGCUGGUUAAUGUCUAGCUAUUAGUUUGUUGAAUUGAAUAUAAUCUUGUGUGUAGUUUUAUUUUCUAAGCUAUGCUAUGCAACUUGUUAUGUGAUGAUUGUGAUCUUUAAGGGUUCUGAAUGUUGUCUUUAGAGGAGCGUGAGUAGCUUUCUAGUUGUUCAACGUGAUCAAAGGAUUGAAUAUGUUGGGUAUAUAUUUAUUUGAAUGAAUGUUUCUUGGUGCUUGAUGAGAAAGUACGUGUGCAGUGGAUGUUCCAAUAUGCCUUCCUGGAGUGUUGUCUUUGGGCAGAAGAUUAAUCAUGAUGAUGAGGGGUUCAGUGGCUGCCCCCAAACAGCUAACAAUGGCGCCAUGAUGCAUAUAGGUAAAUCAGGCACAAGGGCUGGGAUCUCCCUUGUGGCCUUUCAGAGCUAAAAAUUCCUCUAUUUCUGAUCCUAUUUUCAGUUUAUGUUUUUGUCCUUGUUUGAUGCUUUUACCUGUGUGAUGGACAUAUCUCAAGGUGGUUUAAGGGAUGUACCAUCUUUGGCUGGGUGGUUGAUUUUAAAUUAUUGCCAGAAAAAGAAAGCAUUGCUUGUCUGGUGCUCUCUCUUGGACUGCCUUGGUCUGCAGGUUUGGCUCACUUGGAUGUCGUAGAAAUUACCAAGACUUUUCAGCAAUUCCUUUGGUGCUAUCUAGCUUCAUUCUGCCACACCAUCUCUGGGUAGUAGGUGUGCCAGUAUUCAAGCUAAUGAGCUGCUUGGAUAGGAGGAUGUCCUUCUUGAUUCAACCAAGAGAUUUGUUGUCCUCUUACUUAUCCGUGUCUGGCUGCAGAUUUA
Molecule: messenger RNA, 1205 nt
Organism: Rubroshorea leprosula
Lineage: Eukaryota; Viridiplantae; Streptophyta; Magnoliopsida; Malvales; Dipterocarpaceae
Source: the annotation of a GenBank genome assembly